AUGGAGGACGAUUACUUUUCAAUCGACGCGAUUUUGGCUGAGAAUCAGAGAGUUGGAUGUCGAUUCAAAGUCGACAUCCCGGACAUGGGUCAUCUUGGUGGUGGCGCUGACCGCGAUAUCAAGAAGGGCACCAAUUUACAGCUGCCCAUCUGGUUGAUCUACACAGUAAUAUUAUCGGACUGGGCAGACAUGAUUAUGCCACCAGCGUUUGGGGCCAAAGUGAGGAAUGCACUCAACGCUGAACCCUGCAGCGUGCGUCUCUCUGGUCUUGUCGGUGCAGGAGGGUUGUGGUAUGGCUUUGGAAAGACCAUCAUGGAAUUACUCGAUAACAAGGCAGACAUGUCGCAGUUGAUGACGAAUACGUUUCGGCAACGGCUGAUACAAGUAAUUGACCAGGCUCAACAUUUCAGCACGCUCGCCCAGACUGCAGGAGAUGGCGCUCAGUCGUUCCGCGAAGGACUAGACGGCACGGAACGCGAAUGUGAGUAUAAUCAAGAAGUUAAGGAUACGACACACUGA
Messenger RNA from Mycena indigotica, 519 nucleotides. Its product is annotated as Dna replication complex gins protein psf3. Gene Ontology annotation, biological process: mitotic DNA replication initiation. The record is from RefSeq and is a predicted model, not a curated record. Bases 1 to 519 code for a protein of 172 amino acids. Gene Ontology annotation, cellular component: GINS complex. NCBI's taxonomy places the organism in Eukaryota, Fungi, Basidiomycota, Agaricomycetes, Agaricales, Mycenaceae. The transcript is spliced from 6 exons.